AAUGAUAGCGUCUACCCAACAAAUCAGAAUUGAAGUUGAAGCAAAUAAAUUAUUGGAUUUUCAAACGGAUUUGCGUUGUGUUUUUAUGGAAGAAGGGAGAAAUGAGUAUUUAAAAGCUCGUAGAAAAGGCAAUAAAAUCGAAUGCGAUACCAAAAGAUUCUCGUAUAAAGAAGUCGUAGCCGAAAUGCACAUUCCUUUCAAAAUUGUUUGGGGAAGGGAUAAAUAUCCUAUCGACAAUCCACAAAAUAUACAAGUAACAAUAUACAAAUGUUCAUUGUCGGUAAAUUGUGGUGAAUGUCUCGCUCUAUCUUUACAAAACAAAUUAUGUGGUUGGUGCGUAAGAGAGAAACGUUGUUCAACUAAAACAAAAUGUUCAGAAGGGAGAGGAGAGUUUUUAAACAGCGAACAAACUUGCGACAAUCCUAAGAUAUUAGACUUUGAGCCAAAAUACGGCCCGUUUGGAGGAGAUACCAGUAUUGUUAUAACUGGUAUGAAUUUGGGUAAAAGCAUUGAUGAAAUAGAAGUGUUCGUUGCUGGUAAAAGAUGCAAUGUGAUCGAUUACAAAAGACCCAGUACGAUUACUUGUAAAAAUGCUCCUUCAGUUAAGGAUAACGAAAGUGGACCAGUAUUGGUAAAAGUAGCCGGAAAAUACAAGGCAAAAUCAAAAAAUCCCUUCACGUACGUGACACCUACUGUGAAUAAAGUGGAACCAUCGAUUGGGCCUCGCUCAGGUGGUACGAAAGUAAAAAUCUCUGGAGAAUACUUAAAUAUCGGAACAAAGAAGACUGUGAAAAUUGGUGAUCGUCUUUGCGAAAUAAUCAGGAGUACCUCAACGGAAAUGGUCAUCAAAACUGCAUCUAGCUCAUUCAAUGGAACAAUACCAACUGAAGGAUAUCCGCAACGAAUAAUCGUAUCAUGGGAUUUAAGCUUUAGCGAAGAUUUCGAGUUUAAAUACGUAGAGGACCCUACUGUCACUCGAGUAUACCCAACAAAGACAAUAAUGAGUGGCGGCUUCAACAUUAAUGUGAUUGGGAGCAAUUUUGAUAUUAUACAAAAUCCACACUUCAUCAUGAUGCUUCAUGGCUAUAAAGUACAAGCUCCCUGUCCAAAGAAGAAUCAAACGGCGAUGACAUGCAUCAUUCCCUCUGUAGUGGCUUUACGAAGUCAUAUGCGAAAAAUAAAUUAUAUGCACGUCGAAGAGCUAGCCUAUGGUUUUAAGUUGGCAAAUGUGAAAUCCGUUGAGAAUCUGACAAAAUACGACAAUUCGAAAUUUUUAGUCUACGAAGAUCCAACAUUCGAUCUAUUUGAGAAUUUUGAGAAGGUCUACGAUGGUAAAAAAGAAUUAGCGAUCGAGGGAGAACGAAUCAACUUGGUACUAGAUCAAUCCAACUACGAAGUACUGGUUGGCGAAACCAACUGUACAAUUACAAAAAUUAGUAGUAAGCGUAUAGAGUGCAUUCUAAAUCGUAUACCAAGCUCCAGGCACCCGAAACUUCUGGUAACUGUUCAUCUCAAGAAUUAUCAAGCAAAUAGAACCGAAAUAGGUUACUUAUUAUAUAAACCCUAUGAGCAGGGUUUUAUCUUAUCGCUACCAGCUAUCGUGGGAAUUGCUCUAGCAUGUUUGUUCGUUUUAUUCAUCUUUUGCUUUAUCAUCUUCUUUUACCUGAGAACAAAAGCGGAGAAGAGCAGGGCUGUAAGGAAAAUUCAAAUGCAAAUGGACCAUUUGGAAGCCAGAGUGGCUAUGGAAUGUAAAGAAGCUUUCGCUGAAUUACAAACGGAACUACCCCAACUGGUUCCGGAUCACAGCUAUUCUCAAAUGCCGUUACGGACCUAUCACUCUUUUUGUAUGAAGAUGCUCUUUCCUAAUGGCGAACCGAGGUCUUUCAACAAUGUGGCAAUAGAUCUUCCAAGAGAACAAUAUUUUAUAUUGGCUGGCGUUCUUAAAAGAUUUGAAUCUCUACUACGUAACAAGACGUUUCUUUUAACGUUUAUCCGUACUUUGGAAGCUCAACAAUCGUUUACAGUCAGAGAAAGGGUUAAAGUUGCUUCUCUUCUAUCGAUAGUACUACAAUCGAAAAUGGUUUAUUACACCGAUAUUGUUAAAACUCUGCUAAGUGAUUUAAUUGAGAGAACUCUGAGUGAUCCAAGAAAUCAUGCAAAACUACUAUUACGAAGAACUGAAUCCGUUGCCGAAAAACUGCUCGUUAACUGGUUUACAUUCUUAUUAUACAAGCAUUUAAAAGAAGUUGUUGGGGAACCGCUUUUCCUCCUGUUCAAAGCAAUAAAAUGGAGAAUAGAGAAGGGUCCCGUAGACGCCGUCACGAGCGAAGCAAGAUAUUCAUUAAGCGACGAUAAAUUAUUAAGGCAAAGCGUUGAUUUCAAAAGCUUGACUAUAUUUGUUCUGGAAGCAGAAGCCCCCGUUCCAGGAUGCAAUCAUCUACAAGUCAAAGUUUUGGACUGUGAUACAAUAUCGCAAACAAAGGCGAAAAUCUUGGAUUCAAUAUACAAGAACACACCAUACUCGGACAGACCAAAACCUAAUGAAUUGGAUUUAGUUAUUAAAUAG
This is a messenger RNA of Dimorphilus gyrociliatus, 2566 nucleotides long. NCBI's taxonomy places the organism in Eukaryota, Metazoa, Annelida, Polychaeta, Dinophilidae. The record is from the annotation of a GenBank genome assembly.